Messenger RNA from Protopterus annectens (West African lungfish), 2563 nucleotides. Its product is annotated as corticotropin-releasing factor receptor 1-like. The coding region runs from base 896 to 2233 and encodes 445 amino acids. Gene Ontology annotation, cellular component: plasma membrane; neuron projection. The record is from RefSeq and is a predicted model, not a curated record. Lineage: Eukaryota; Metazoa; Chordata; Ceratodontiformes; Protopteridae. Gene Ontology annotation, biological process: adenylate cyclase-activating G protein-coupled receptor signaling pathway; cell surface receptor signaling pathway. The transcript has 14 exons. Gene Ontology annotation, molecular function: corticotropin-releasing hormone receptor activity; G protein-coupled peptide receptor activity; corticotrophin-releasing factor receptor activity.
CUACAACAGGAGCAGCAGGGCGGAAAGCGCUGAUUUGUGUACCUGCUGCCAGCGGUCCUCAUCAGUGAUAGAAAGUCGAGCUUGUCACCACGGCUAACAGCCUGCACUCCUGAGCUAAACUUGAAUUACAUUGGGUCCAGAACAGCAAACCUACUACUAGGGCAGUCUUCUUGUUGCUCGGGAAAUCUGAGCUUCUGGUCAGAACUAACUGGUACCCAAGUACUGCCUAGUUAGGACCCUGACAGUUAUGUUUGUGACCACCAUUCGGGGCUACCACUGGGGCUAAAAGGAAAACCUUUUGGGGGUCAGACGUAACUUACUGCCUCUGAAGGCUGGCUAGCCUCUGACGGUAUCCCUGAACAUUAAUAAAUACAAACGUGUGUCCACCACUGAGCAGCUUGGAAUCAACGUCAAGUGGGUGGACUGGCCAGAAGUGAUCGGAAAGAGUCCAUAAUUACCAGACAACCCCGAACAGACUGGGAGAAUACAAUGCGCAUUGCAAUUCCCCUGUGAACUAUCUAUCAAACCUCUUUGAAAACUUUGUUCAAGGUCUUGCAAAUAAAAAAGUAAGACUAGGAGGUGAGAAGUAGCUACAUCUAUAUUUAAACAGUAAGCCUAACUAGACCCCUGGAAUUGUCUGCAGGAUUUGUAAGCAAAACUACCACCCAAUUGACAGUACCGAAACCUUUGCUUUUAUCUGCAACUCUUGGCAAUAGAAAAAAAAAAAAAAAACAUCUGCAAUCUUAUUAAACGGUCGCGAAAUUGUACCUGGUAUACUCUGAUCCAGAAGUUUAAAUGACUCGUCUGCCACUCAUUGAACCAAGGAGUUAAUUCACUGGAAAAGGCGUGCACCGGUUUGGGACAGGAUCCGAUUUCUGAUAAGGCAAGCAUCAGGAUGAGAAUGACUGGAGCAUUACAUUCAGUGCUUUUACUGCAGGUGUUUGUUAUGUGCAUCUGCCCCAUUUGGGGAAUUCUGGGAUUGUCUCAGGACCAGUACUGUGAGAUUCUCACCAGUGGCAUCAACUUUACAGAUCGUCAAGAGUUGUUUGUACUUCAGAACUCAUCAACUGUUUCAGAUGAAAAAGAUCACAACGUUACUAUUAAUGGUUCAUAUUGCAAUGCAUCAAUGGAUCUUAUUGGAACGUGCUGGCCUCGAAGCCCAGCUGGGCAGCUCAUUUCUCUUUCGUGUCCAGAAUACUUUCAAGGCGUGAGAUACAAUACCACAAGCAGUGUAUACAGAGAAUGCUACUCGAAUGGCACAUGGGCCUCAAGAAUUAAUUAUUCUCAUUGUCAGGCAAUACUAAAUGAAGAGAAAAAGAGCAAGCUUCAUUACCAAAAUGCACUUAUUAUCAAUUAUCUUGGACAUGGUAUCUCCUUGGGGGCAUUACUUAUCGCUUUUGUCCUCUUCAAGCGUUUAAGAAGUAUCAGGUGUCUCCGAAAUAUCAUUCACUGGAAUCUCAUUUCUGCCUUCAUCUUGAGAAAUGCAACUUGGUUUUUGUUACAGCUCACCAUGAGCCAUGAAGUCCAAGAAAGUAAUGUGAUUUGGUGUCGGCUUGUAACUGCAGCAUACAAUUACUUUCAUGUGACUAAUUUCUUUUGGAUGUUUGGAGAGGGAUGUUACCUUCACACUGCUAUUGUCCUAACUUAUUCUACUGACAAGCUCAGGAAAUGGAUGUUCAUCUGUAUCGGCUGGUGUAUACCUUUCCCUAUCAUUGUUGCCUGGGCAAUAGGAAAGCUGUACUAUGAAAAUGAAAAAUGCUGGUUUGGACACAAGCCUGGUGUACAUACAGAUUACAUCUACCAAGGGCCUAUGAUCCUUGUUCUGCUGAUCAAUUUUAUCUUUCUGUUUAAUAUUGUAAGAAUUCUGAUGACAAAACUCAGAGCCUCGACUACAUCAGAAACAAUACAGUACAGGAAAGCGGUGAAGGCAAUUCUGGUAUUACUACCACUCCUGGGGAUAACGUACAUGCUGUUCUUUGUGAAUCCAGGGGAAGAUGAAAUUUCACAUAUGAUAUUCAUCUACUUCAACUCAUUUCUGGAAUCCUUUCAGGGAUUUUUUGUGUCUGUAUUUUACUGCUUCUUAAACAGUGAGGUUCAGUCUGCUGUCAGAAAACGGUGGCACCGUUGGCAGGACAAGCACUCUAUUCAAGCCCGAGUUGCCAGAGCAAUGUCAAUUCCAACAUCUCCCACAAGAGUCAGUUUUCAUAGCAUCAAACAGUCAUCUGCUGCCUGAGAUUUCCUACAGUGAUGUUGUGCAAGGCUGCUGCUAGCCCAGCCAGCCACAUUUAAGCAGUAAACAUUUCACGGAGCAAACAGGGUAUACUGAAAUGACACGGGGACAUGGAUAGACAGGACCUGUUCAGAAGAAGGUCAUUUCAUUCCAUAUGUUUUUUAAGACUCAAUAUUUCUACUGCACUUCUAUGCAGGUUGCCAACAACCCUCCCCCCCACUCACACAAAUCUGAAUCUAUCUGGCCUGUGUAAUUUGUAUAAUAAUUAAAAAAAAAAAAACAGUUAAUUCAUGUUCCAGGUUUUUAUUAAUCAAGAGGUUGCUUAAAAAUAAA